This is a messenger RNA of Scophthalmus maximus (turbot), 3503 nucleotides long. It is a transcript of the gene opn8b, whose product is annotated as opsin 8, group member b. Bases 897 to 1946 code for a protein of 349 amino acids. Gene Ontology annotation, biological process: visual perception; G protein-coupled receptor signaling pathway. Gene Ontology annotation, cellular component: membrane. NCBI's taxonomy places the organism in Eukaryota, Metazoa, Chordata, Actinopteri, Pleuronectiformes, Scophthalmidae. The transcript is spliced from 4 exons. The record is from RefSeq and is a predicted model, not a curated record. Gene Ontology annotation, molecular function: G protein-coupled receptor activity.
CAUUCCAUGUACCCUUGGUGGGGUUUCAAUGUGGCGUCUGACCUGAUCCAGUCGUCGCGCCCGCAGUUCAUUAAGUUUGCGCUCUUCUCUUUCUUUUCGCCAACUUCACAGAGCUCGCGUCGGCCAGGCUCCCGCGCAGCCACACGGGAGGCAGCAGCCCUUACACACGGCCAAGUGAAGGUGGAUCUAUGCUUGACGCAUCGGUCCUUGCAACGGCAGCGGACACUUCCCGUGGCGCGCAGUGCGUAACUUGGCGCUCGCCGCGCGUCCGGCGCGUUGGAGAUACGGACGAGUUGGAUGAGGCAGAUACUCACAGAUGGUAAAAACAGAGAAUAGUUUGUGGCCCCUGUUUGAGAUCUUUCCUACACCGUGAAGUUUAAAAGUGAGCCAGACAGUGUUGUUCGGGGAGUAUGAGGCAGGGUUUCACCAGGACGCCCCCGGCGUGUCCGUCGUCGUUCAGAGGACGAACAGACCACCUUCUUCUUUUAGGUCACUUUUCUGAGAUCAAGUUUAAAACCACAAUUUCUUCCCCGUUCACUGAUCCCAACACCAGCUCUGUGGCCGUUGUUCUUGUGGUGAUUCCAGCGGUGUAGAUGGUGUUUUGUGAGCAGCGACACUCUUUGGUUUAGGAGAAGACUGGACUGUGCCAGACGCGCGAGUAUAAACGAACUGUUAACCGCCGUGACGUCACUGCGGCCGCGCGGACUGACAUACAUCCAGCUUGGUGUGACGCGCCGGAUACUCCCUGGUUACCUAACGCUGGAGCAGAGUACCUGAGGACCGCGCGCGUCUUCGCCACAUACUCUCGAGGACAUAUGGAUCUGACACCUGAACGCAUGGCACGCUGACUUUUCCCUCCAUCCCGCGACGGCAGACUGAUUCUGGUUACCACUGCAAUGGACAUCUACUCCUCCACUUUAUCACCGGCGCUGGACAUCUGCGUCGGUUGUUACAUGCUGGUCGUGACUGUGCUCUCCAUCCUGGGAAAUCUCCUGGUCCUCAUCAUGGCGUUCAAAAGGUCAUCGAGGAUGAAGCCGCCUGAGCUGCUGAGUGUGAAUCUGGCAGUGACCGACCUGGGGGCAGCCGUCACCAUGUACCCCCUGGCUGUGGCCUCCGCCUGGAGCCACCACUGGGUCGGCGGGGAUGUGACCUGUGUUUUCUACGGCCUGGCAGGAUUCUUCUUUGGCGUUGCAAGCAUCAUGAACCUGACUGUCCUGGCCAUAGUGCGCCUCAUCAUUUCCCUCAAUCUGCAGUCUCCCAAGGAGAAAAUCACCUGGAGGAAUGUGAAGAUGCUGUGCAUGUGGACCUGGCUGUACGCACUCUUCUGGGCUCUGUGCCCUCUACUGGGCUUGGGCCAGUAUGGCCCCGAGCCCUUCGGGCUGUCCUGCUCAAUCACCUGGAGACAUUUGAAACACGAGGGCGUCGAUUUCAUCAUCUCCAUGUUCUCCUUCAACCUCGUCGUGCCUUUCGUCACCAUCGUCGGCUGCUACUUUGGCAUCGCCAUCAAGCUCUACUUCAUCUACAAAAAUUCGCUGGACAACAACAGCCAAGUCCCAAUUGUUGUCAAGCUGCAUCGGAGGCUUUUGGUGAUCGCUGUCCUGAUCAGCGUGGGCUUCAUAGGCUGCUGGGCACCCUACAGCAUGGUAAGCAUGUGGUCAAUUUUCCACGAAAGCAGCAACAUCCCGCCGGAGGUCAGUCUCCUCCCAUGCAUGUUCGCAAAGAGCUCCACUGUGUACAAUCCAAUGGUUUACUACAUCUUCAGCAAGAACUUCAAAAGGGAGGUGAAGCAGCUGGGACAGAUGUGCUUCCGUUCGAUUACGUGCCACGUCUCCAACUCCAUCAAUGACGACGGCAUCUACAUGGUCAGUGCCAACAUCAGGCCCAAGCUAAUGACACAGAUGAAUAUGCAGGAGAUCGCGGAAUCGAACAUGGCGGGUGUCAGCUGAAGAGACUCUUUGUCCUGUACACUGUGGAAACAUUAGUGAUCUCAUCAUGUGUUAUCUCACAAACAUUGUCAGAUGAGAAAUCAGCUUUUGUCCAGAACAAACGGUGUGUGUGUGCUAUUCUAACAUAGCAAGCUUUCUUGUGUGAGGCAAGGAUUUUUGCACAUGUUAAAUACUGUUGAGUAAAAGAAAACAAAACAACAGUUAUUGAAAAAUGACAGUAAGUGAACGCAGUGAACAGCUUUUGGUUUUGUCAUUUAACAUGUACUGUACAUGUUUACUCAACUAUACAGCAUAACGAGAAAGAUAAGAACAGAAUUAAAGAAAUUCUUGCAUUUUAACACAUUACAUUACAAACCAAAGGUUGUUUAGCAGAAUAUGACAAAAAAAUAUAUUUUGAGCACUCAUAACAGUGAAGUUAAAUCUUUUAAUUUAAAUAACAGAACAAUAGGUACUUGUGGUGUCUGUUGAAAUUGUUGCUUUUUGAUCAAUUUGCGACAAAAAUAUCAGUAUUUUUAAGAAAACAAAACAAAAACAAAAACCUUACAACAGGAACAAAAUAUCCAAGUGAUAGCUUAAAGUACAUCAUGAUUUAUAACAUGGCCUUUGAAAAUGUUUACAAAAAAAUUAACUUUUCCGGCUAAAUGGACUCGUUUGGGAAAAAUGUGUAUGUUGGUUCCAUCUGGAAUGUGUGUAUCUGUUAUAUUUAAGUCUUGGGCCAAAACCAAAAGCUGAAUUUAUUCUACUAAUAUUCAUGUUGUCAUGUAUAGCCUAGCGAUAAGACUUACGUUCAUUGUGAUUGAGUGUGUCACCCAAAUGCUAUGGGUCCUUCUUUUUUUUUUUUCCAUUUUCUGUGAAUAGCACUCAAACGUCUGUAUGGUCAAUAUGAGGCAACUGACUUUUCAAUUGUGAACUCGGGGAGCAGCAGUUGACAAAAGGGUCUCAACCCACUGUUCACGCUCAUCGUUUUUGUUCUGGAGCUUUCGACCGUGUCACACUCCUCAUUAGCAGGAGGAGAGCGCUCAGUUAACGUGGCACCUUAAGACUGAUCAGUCAACAUGGAUGAGAUCUGAUAGGGGCUCACAGUCACAGAAAGUUUCUAAGGCACAAAGAAAUGAGCUGUAUCGGACUUUUGAGCUCACUCUGUACUUCAGUAGGUCAGAUGCAUUCAUUAAUGAAUGUGUUUUGCCUUUCAUGGGAUUGGAUAAUAAUAAAACCUUGAUGUUUUAUUUUCAACUUUGUUAACUAACUGUCAGCAUAUUAUCGUACAUCAUCCAGCCUUCAAAAAAGAUUUCUGUGAUGACAAUGAGUUCAGGUCACUAUACCUUUCCCAACAUUUCCCUUUCAAUGGGCACACUGUUGUGUUUUUUCUCCUUUUUAAAAUUUCCACUCGUGCUUACCGUUUACAGUUUUAAAUAUUUUUGGGGUUAAUUUGUAAAUGUAGAACUAUAAACAUUGAGCAUAUGUGUGUGCACAUUUCAUUGGUCAUGUUUGAGAAUAAACUUGGACUGUACUAUAGUGUGGCUAGGUAGCAUCACUCAGUCUCACUUCCAACCUCUG